Messenger RNA from Rubroshorea leprosula, 2364 nucleotides. The record is from the annotation of a GenBank genome assembly. Lineage: Eukaryota; Viridiplantae; Streptophyta; Magnoliopsida; Malvales; Dipterocarpaceae.
GAUGUCAAGGCUUUUAACAGAUCGAAAACACACAGAACAGGAAAGCUUCUUAUAAAUAAUCUCAAUCAAGUUUGCCGAAAAGUUCCAGAACAGUGCAGAGAAAAGCGCCAACUCCAGCUCCGGCAGAUUUCUUGAGAAUUUCAGGAGCUCCACACCGCUCUUAUUAACUGAGAAUGUGAAGAUAGAGCUUUAUCACUUUUCCGAUGGGAGACUUGUCGCAUUCUUCUGGUUCCAAUAGGAAUUCAGAAGUGACCAGUGCCACUGCUGGAAAAAAGUCCUACAAAGGAAAAUCAGUUGCUUUAGGCUUUCCAAGGAAUACGUGCAAACACAUAAGUUCGCUAACCAGCAGUAAAGGAAUUAGUGGUGUAGCAGGUCAAGCGACAAUAUUUUUACUGAAGGUUGCUGCAUUAGAAACAGUUAGAAGGGUUUCAAGGGCUAAGUGUCCACACAUAUGGCAUGGUUUUCAGGCCUUGCAGGUCCUAUGUUAUCCACCUCUUAAUUUUAUUAAAAAAUGGGCUCCCUUUAAGGGCUUGGUCAGAGGCCUGCAGAUGUUGUCAAGGCCAUUAUUAGUUCUCUCUGUUGCAACAGUGUUUUCUAAUCAAGCAGAGUCCAGUAAUGAAGCCUCAGAUGGUAUCAAUGCUUCUCCUGCCUAUUCAGAACAUCCCGAGCCAUCUACCACAGAAUCUACCUUGGAUACAAGGAGUGAUGAUGAAGCUUCCCAAAAUCGAGAAUCUGAAGAUUGGUUGAUACAACUACACAAGGAGCUUGAAAAUCAAGGGAUUAGUUUGCCAGAAAGAAUGAACAAAGAGGAACUCUGUAGAUUUCACACUUCUGCAAAUGGUGAUUUUUCAUAUUUUCUAUCAUCAAUUAAGAAGACAAUUCGUUGGAGGGAGACAUACAGAAUUCUUUCUCAGGAAGAGCUUGUGGCAUGGUCAAACAUGGUAUUCUGGCAUGGAUAUGAUGUGAAGCAACGACCUUGUCUCAUAGUACGACUUGGGCUAGCUUCUUUAAACUUGCCAGCCCAGGAAAGACCUCGCUUUGCUCAAGCAGUUGUAUCUCAGGUAGAGCAUGGAAUAUUGCAUUUAGUUGCUGCAGAAAAUCCUGAAGUUACGGUUGUAGUAGAUUGUAAUGGAUUAUCUCCUUUGAGAAUUCCCAUGCAAAUAUUGAGAUCUUGUUCUUCCAUUUUACAAGAGAACUACCCCAACCGUCUUGGUUCUUUGUUUGUCAUACAGCUUCCUCCAGUUGUUCGAGUCCUUACUCAGACUUUUAUUCAGGUCCUGAAGCCAAUUACGCGGAAGAAGUUCAAAAUUGAAGGAGAAAUGUACCACAAGGUUCUCUCAGAGUAUCUUCUGACGCUUCCAUCAUAUCUUGGUGGUGAUUGCACAUGCACAAAAUGUUCAGCUUCUGGUGGCCUUCAUAUGGGACACUAUCCACUUAGAAAUGGCAUUAACAGGACAGUGGCAAUUGAAGAUCUUAGUAACAGUGAGGAUAUGCCUUCACACGAUAUGACUAGUCCAGAUGAUAUUAACAGUAAUGGAAGCUGUGACCAGGUGCUGAGAACUGCCAUAAUAGCCAUACUCAUGGUUUGGGUUCUUCUUGCUCUCGUUGCUGGACUAUUUGAUCCUGAAAGCCGCCCCUUUUAGCCUCUAUAAGAUAAGCAACGUGUCAUUUGACACUGGAUCCCAGUGUUACACGGUAGAACUGCCUGGGACUGCUGACAAAAGGUUGCUUGCUUCAGGCCUAGAGCCAUUGGUUGGGGGAAGCCAUUCUCAACUUCUUGUUUGAUGUCAGCUCACAUGAAGUCAAUUCAAGGGGAGAGUGUCCAGUUGUCCCUGUGCGCCUCUUCAAUGAAAUAUGGAGCACCGAGCAUGACUCCCUGAGCUCUUGAGCUCCAUAUUCAACUAUGUAAGCAAAUUAGGACAUUGUAAUUAAGGACCAGGAAAACCAUAUAUGCUUCUUUGUUUUUUGUAAGAGAAACUAACUAAUUAAUUUUGUUAUAUAAAAUUUUGGUGAGAAAGUAGUGUACAAGUAGAAGAUUUGCUUUAACCAACUUGCAGCACUGAUGCAUUUGAUAAGAGGAUUUAGCUGAAGAAUCAGCGACAUGAAUGAGCUACGAGACAAUGCACUGAGUUAAUCGUAGGGUCUUGCUCCAUAAUUUUUGCUUGAUAUACAGACGCGGUUUGUUGCUUUGGGUGAAGUUUCGUUAUAUUUGAACAUGAGCAUAGAUUUUUCAACUUUUAUAUUUGAAAUUUUGGAACAUAACGCUUGGAAGAUAAUGGUGUUAUCCGAGUGGGUGACGUCAUCGCCUUACAUUUUCAGUCUUUUUCCUUUGUUGAUGAGAAGGAAUGAAAUGUUAUUUUUUCA